AUGUGCACCUCCUCCACCAUCUCGCCUGACAUAACCCUCUAUACCUGGGCCACUGCAAACGGCGUGAAGGCCUCCAUCACCCUGGAGGAGCUCUGCCUGCCCUACAAGACUGAGCCGAUCGAUAUUGGAACCAACAUUCAGAAGGAGGAGUGGUUCUUGAAAAUUAACCCUAAUGGCCGCAUCCCUGCCCUUGUCGACGGUUCACAGCGCGUUUUCGAGAGCUGCUCCAUUAUGCUUUACCUCGCCGAUAAAUACGACACCGACCGCAAGAUCAGCUAUGCGCCCGGCACUCCGGAGUACACGGAGCAGGUAUCCUGGCUGAUGUUCCAGGUGGGCGGCAUUGGUCCCAUGCAGGGCCAAGCAAACCACUUCCGACUUGCCGCUAGUGUCCGAUCUGACUACGGCAUCAAGCGGUACAUUGACGAGACCAAGCGCCUUUACUCGGUCCUAGAAUACCGUCUGAAGGAAAGCCCUUACCUUGCAGGCUCCAAGUACACAAUCGCCGACAUCGCCAGCUACACGUGGGUCAUCCGCAGUCCUGAAUUACUGGAGAUCGAUCUAUCUGAGUUCCCAGCUCUCAAGAAGUGGGUUGAUGAGAUCGGCAGGCGGGCUGCGGUGCAGAAGGGCGCGGACGUGCCUCGCCUUGACCGUACAGACGAGCAAAGGAAGGAGUUCAUCCGAAACGCUCGCGCUAGGAUUGAUGGAAUGACCAACUCGGAUAAGAAUUAA
This is a messenger RNA of Aspergillus puulaauensis, 729 nucleotides long. Its product is annotated as glutathione S-transferase family protein. The transcript has 3 exons. Bases 1 to 729 code for a protein of 242 amino acids. The record is from RefSeq and is a predicted model, not a curated record. NCBI's taxonomy places the organism in Eukaryota, Fungi, Ascomycota, Eurotiomycetes, Eurotiales, Aspergillaceae.